AUGAGCAGUCAGACCCGCGACCGCUCGCCCUCCCAGGCCAGCCAUGCGCAGUACAUAAGCAAGCAUGCCUCCGGCCCCAACAACCACCCCCCACUCGACCCUUCCUUCGUCCCCGACCCUACCUUGUCGCACGGCCAGUACACCUCAUUCGGCGCACACCAAGGCCACGACCUCCUCAGCGAUCCGACGUUCGGACAGGGCGAUCAGUCUGACUUCUUCCUCGACACCAGCAACUACCCGCAACUCCCUCGGACACAGCAUCUGCCUUUGCACGACCCCUCGAUCGCGAACCACACUUUCCUGCAGUCCUCAGGCAUAGGAGGCCAGGGCGCUUCGUCUGGCUACCCAUACUCGCAAGGCGGACAAGGCAGCAACCACGUAUCGCCUGGCGCAUUGAGUCAGGGCACUUCACCUUCCGGCGCAAACGAGUCGAGCGCCUUUCCCUCCUUCGACUUUAACCCCAACUUCGACUCCUCCGCCUCGCUUGACCCGUCUAUGCUGAACGAUCUUCACCCGGAGACGCUGAACAUAGAUACUUCCAACAACGGCUCCAUGGCAGCCAUGCAACAAUCACACACACCUACUCCACCUCACCUGCUGCCUGAUACGGCGCGCCGAUCCUCCAACAGCCCGAGUCCGUCUACUUCGCCCAGCUACGCACACAACCAGUUUGGCGUAAACAGACCGCGAAAUACCUCGGAGUCGCUUGACCCGUCGAGUGCCAUGUUCCCACAAGGCCAGGCGGACUGGUCGAGCAUGAAUCUAGGCGGUUACAGAGGGCACAGGAGAACACCGUCAGACAACUACUCAGACUACUCGUCACAUUCAAAUCAGGCAUCGCCAUAUCUUCCCACUAUGGACAGCUUCGACUCGAAUGCACACUCCUCGCCUCUGCUCAAUUCGCAAGAUCCUACGUUCAAUAAUGACCUCGGACUCCAGCAGUUCAGCUUGAACGAUAAUUCGCCUCAGCAACAACAUCCGCCGCAGCAGAGCUACCACAGUCCUGGCCAUAGCCCUCACAUCUCUCCCCGAUUAAUGGCACAGCAGCAUGCGCUACCCCAGUUUACGGCAGACAACAACUUUGGCAUGAACCCGGACAUGCAUUUCCAGCCGCAGCAAAACGGGCUGGAGAUGUUUCCAGGUGUUGGACAAGAACCCUUCCCGUCGCUCAGCCAUAACAACUCUGUGGACUUGAGUGGAAAUGCCGACCAGAUGAGCCCGCCGGAGAUCAGCAUCAACUAUGCACCGCCUACGCAGCCGGUGGAGAACGCGAGGCCUGGGAAUAAUGAUGGCGAGGCGUUGAGUCCGCCGAUGAGAACCCAAAGCCGGAACAGGAUACGAGCCAAAUCAGACUCCUACGCUGGCUCACGAUCACCUAGCCCCUCCAUAGCUGGCCGCGGUCGCUCUCCAUCCCUCCAACCAGAACUCUCCGGCGAAAAGCUCUCCCCCUACAACGACCCCGUCUCCCGCUCCUCCUCCCCCGGCCGAAGCCGCAACGGCUCCCUCGGCCGCGGCCGCAGCACCAGCAACGCCUCGGACCAACGCGACUACAUCCUCAACCUCGCCGAGCCCGAACGCACCCCCUCCAACGGCGCCAAAGAGGGCCGCGUGCAAAAACACCCCGCCACUUUCCAAUGCACCCUCUGCCCCAAACGCUUCACCCGCGCCUACAACCUGCGCUCCCACUUACGGACACAUACCGACGAGCGCCCCUUCGUCUGCACCGUCUGCGGCAAAGCUUUCGCAAGACAGCACGACCGUAAGCGUCAUGAGGGCUUACAUAGCGGCGAGAAGAAAUUCGUCUGCAAAGGCCACCUCAACUCCGGCGGCACAUGGGGUUGCGGACGGCGCUUCGCCCGUGCCGACGCUCUGGGCCGCCAUUUCCGCUCCGAAGCCGGGCGGGUGUGCAUCAAACCCCUCCUCGACGAGGAAGCCGCCGAACGCCAAAAAGCCUGGAUGGAAGAGCAACAACAAGCCCAAGUCGCCGCUGGCCUCGUCGCGCCGCAGCCGCUAAUGCAGCAGCCGCAGCAAGUCGACAUGAUGGGCAACUUCCUCCCCGCGGCGCUACUCGCCCAAUAUCCCGCCCUCGCUGGACUGGACUGGAACGCCAUCGGCUCCGGACCAACAGCGGAAGAAGACUACUCGGGCCGCAGCUCGUUCGAUGCAAGUAGUGGAGGCGAAUACUACGAAGAUCUCAGCGAGAGCGAGAUGGGCUCCUACCCCGAUCCGAGCCAGAUGGGUUUGCAGAAUAAUCUGGGCAUGCAGGCUGCACAGGCGGGUCCGCAGCAGGGGCAGCAGCAGGGCGCUUUUGGGUAUGGUGGGGGAGGGGGGCACGGGGAUUAUUUGAGCGAUUUUGAGGGGAGAUGA
Messenger RNA from Saxophila tyrrhenica, 2367 nucleotides. It is a transcript of the gene CRZ1, whose product is annotated as DNA-binding transcription factor. Gene Ontology annotation, biological process: regulation of transcription by RNA polymerase II. The coding region runs from base 1 to 2367 and encodes 788 amino acids. Gene Ontology annotation, molecular function: RNA polymerase II cis-regulatory region sequence-specific DNA binding; DNA-binding transcription factor activity, RNA polymerase II-specific. NCBI's taxonomy places the organism in Eukaryota, Fungi, Ascomycota, Dothideomycetes, Mycosphaerellales, Extremaceae. Gene Ontology annotation, cellular component: chromatin; transcription regulator complex; PcG protein complex. The record is from RefSeq and is a predicted model, not a curated record. The transcript has 2 exons.